Molecule: messenger RNA, 532 nt
Organism: Linum tenue
Lineage: Eukaryota; Viridiplantae; Streptophyta; Magnoliopsida; Malpighiales; Linaceae
Source: the annotation of a GenBank genome assembly
CUUUCCUUUGGACUCCUGCCGUCCAUCUCUUUUAUACUUCUUCCUAGCCUGCGCUGGAUCAGUCUGUGCCUCUCCUCCAUCUUACUCGCCAAGAAGUGUAAAUUUAGCUGUGUCCUGAAGGAAGAGAAAAGGCUGGAGUGAAAAUGGGUUCAGAGACAUUCCUGGAGGUGAUAUUGGCCAUUCUCCUACCACCGGUUGGUGUCUUUCUUCGAUAUGGAUGUGGGCAGGUGGAAUUCUGGAUAGACUUGUUGUUAACGCUGCUUGGGUACAUUCCUGGUAUAGUAUACGCCAUUUAUGUCCUUGUGGGAUAGCAGCAGCAGCAGCAGAAAAAAGGCUUAAAGAGAAAGAGAUCUGGGGAGUUCUUGGCUCCUGUCUUAGAUUCCAUUCUAUGUUUUGGUGUAAUUUAGGAUGUUGUUGCAGGGGUUUUGGUGUCUCAUACUAUUUUUCUAUAAUUUUGUACGGUUAAUUACAGUGGUACAGCUUUUCUCCUUCUAGGAUUCAGAUCUCCAUUUGUUCAACCAUAUUCAGUUCC